AAGAAAUCGGAAUCUCCGUAUAGCAUAGGGUAUAUGAGAAAUCGGCCAUACAGUUUACAUAGAGAGAAAGCGUGGCCGAUCUAGCGAUUACAUCGUCACAAAAAGGUUUUAUCUAGUCUGACGACGGAGAAAGUUAACUCUCACCGACUUCAUCUCUCUUAACACCGCACGUAAGGUUUUACCCAGUCUGACGACGGAGAAAGUUAACUCCCACCAACUUCAUCUCUCUUAACACCGCACGUAAGGCAGGGAAUUCAAAGUACAGUAAAUCAGUCCGACACAACCAGAUCAUCAUGACAAGUUUAUCAGACAAAGACAAGGAAACUUUACAGGAGUUCAUAGGGGAGGGAUCCAAGUGUUUCACCAAGUUGUACAGCGCGAAGGAACACGAAUGUGACGCGGCUGUCUUCCACCAGAGGUGUAAUAACAGAGGUCCUACACUGACCGUGAUCUACAAUACGGAUGGUCACGUGUACGGAGGGUAUGCUUCAGUCAGCUGGCAGUCAACCUCCACUCCACAAGUCUACGACAAAGCUGCAUUCCUCUUCUCUCUUCGUGGCAACGGAGAUGAGCAAUCGAGAAAGUUUCCUGUGACGAAAUGCAACUUGGCCCUUGUAUUCGACGACAAGUCUGGUCCUACCUUCGGGAGUGGCCCAGACCUGGCAGUGUUUACCGGGAGUAUCACCAGAUCAGAUGAUGGAACUUUCCCACUCAGCCCUACAAUGGAAGCGGGGAGUUAUGAGAAGAUCCCCUUCUCGUUAGGGGAUCAGACCAGCUCUGAUAUUCCUGUAAUGGAUGUCGCGGUGUACAGCGUGGAAGAUAGUGAACAGAAAAUUAUGUCUCGUCAGUGGAGGGAUGAGCCUAAGUUCGAGUCGGAGUACCUGGCAACACUGUUGGACGACGUGGAGUCUUAUUGGCCACUGAAGGAUUUCGGUGUUUCUGAGGAAGCUCUACAGCACGUCAACAUUCUUUUUAUUGGACCAAUCGGAGCUGGGAAAUCCAGUUUUUUAAACUCGGUGGAGUCUGUAUUUAGGAAACAUGUGACUAUGAGUGCUGCGGCUGGAAGUAGAGGGAAAAGUGUGACGUCGAUGUACCGCCAGUAUCCAAUCACAGGUCCUGUUGUUUCAGUGUGUGUUUAUGACGUUUCAGUACCGCCAGUAUCCAAUCACAGGUCCUGUUGUUUCAACGAUUGUAGUAUCACCAAAGACAUUGAUGCCAUUCUGGACGGUCAUGUGCCCAAUAACUACAUCUUUAACUCAUCUUCGUCAGUGACAAACAAAACACACGGCUACCGACGGGAUCCCAAACUGAAGGACAAGAUCCAUUGCGUCGUAUAUGUGCUUGAUGCGGAAAAGUACUCCCCCGAGAUCGGGAUGUCGUUUGUGACGGAGACAGUGAAGGAACAGAUUAUGGACAUCCAGGAAAAAGUAGAUCAGAGAGGUAUCCAACAGUUGAUCCUUCUAAACAAGAUCGAUAACGCAUGCGCUGCCACGAAGGAGAACACUUCCGAUGUAUACCGGAGUGAACUGAUUCAACAGAGGUGUUUCCAUGCGGCCAACUGUUUAGGACUUCCGCCGAUGACGGUUCUACCGAUGAAAAAUAACUUCAUGGAGCUGACGACAUCGGACGAAGUGGCAAUCCUCACUCUGUAUAACGUCCGACAGAUGUUAAGGGCGGCCGACGCGUACCUGAGGGUCAACUACCUGGACGAGCUGAGACAGGAGAGAUACGAAUCCCAGCUCAGCUAGAAUAUACAAUUAGACACGAGACAUCAAUACAACGUCACUGGUGGUGAUUUCAUAGAUAAACUUCGAUGUUUUGGUGAAACUUUAAUAUCUGAUGUUUAAAGUAUACCAUAAAUACGGCCUCGUAGUGUACAAUGAUUUCCCUAAAUGAU
Messenger RNA from Pecten maximus, 1897 nucleotides. Its product is annotated as interferon-induced protein 44-like. The coding region runs from base 294 to 1748 and encodes 484 amino acids. The record is from RefSeq and is a predicted model, not a curated record. The transcript is spliced from 11 exons. NCBI's taxonomy places the organism in Eukaryota, Metazoa, Mollusca, Bivalvia, Pectinida, Pectinidae.